Messenger RNA from Closterium sp. NIES-65, 201 nucleotides. The record is from the annotation of a GenBank genome assembly. NCBI's taxonomy places the organism in Eukaryota, Viridiplantae, Streptophyta, Zygnematophyceae, Desmidiales, Closteriaceae.
AUGGUGCGAUUGAGUAAAGGGAGUGCUGCCCGUCCGCACAGGUCUGUCUUUCACCUAUUCGUGCUGGGCAGUGCCAACGUGGAUGAGGCUCUGGGAGGGUACCUCACCAAGUACGACUGCAUCAGCGCUGACAUCAGUCCCAUUGGCGGCAUUUGCAAGACGGACCUCCCUCGCUUGCUGCGUUACGGCAGUCCACCUUGA